GCUUCAAAUGCUUUUGCAAAACAAUUUGCAAAACCAAUGCACUGGUGGAAAUGUUUUCCAUUUAAAUGGAAUCUUCACUGAACUGAAGCAAAAUGUCUGGAACUCAUGCGAACGGAAACCUCGUGCCAAGAACCAAGAGUUCAACAGCACGAAUGUGUAGACCCUGGAUGAUGGAUCACGCAGUAGUAGACGAGGAAGCUCCAAUAGAUCCGAGGUUAAAAAAUCGGACUUUUACCGCCGAUCAGGACUUUGAAGGUCACCGAGCGCACACCGUUUUCGUUGGCGUCCACAUUCCGGGCUCAUCCCGUCGGCAUUCCCAGCGCCGUCGACACAAGCAUCAUCCGACGAGCCGGGAAAAUGGUGACAAAGGCGGUGCCGGAUCGGAAGCAGAACGGCCUGUCGUUGCGAAACCUCACAUCGUCACACAACGAAGAAUCAGCAUCGUUGAUGAUGGCGAAUCUUUUACGCCACCUGCACAAAGAGUACAGUUCAUCUUGGGCGGUGAAGUCGGCGGUGAAGGUGACGGUGCCCAACAUGAGUCACAUCCACUGUUCUCCGAAAUGGAGGAGCUGGUCAAGGAGGGUGACGAGAUGGCCUGGAAGGAAACGGCACGCUGGGUCAAGUUCGAGGAGGACGUCGAGGAGGGUGGUAACCGGUGGUCCAAACCGCACGUGGCCACCCUUUCGCUUCAUUCGCUGUUCGAACUGCGCAGUCUGCUGCUGAACGGUACCGUCAUGCUGGACAUGGAAGCCAUCAGCCUGGAACAGAUCGCGGAACUGGUGUGCGAGAACAUGGUCAACUCGGGCACACUGCCGGUUGAGGCACGGGACAAGGUGAUCGAUGCACUGCUCAAACGGCACAAGCAUCAGCAUGAGUUCGGCAACAAGAAAAGCCGACUGCCGCUGAUCCGUUCACUGGCCGACAUUGGCAAGAAUCAUUCGUCUUCGAAGAAUAUGCCACGCUCAUCCACCAGCUCCUCGGCCAACUCAAUCCCAAUGCACGUCGUUUCGUCGGCACCCACGGGCAUGCACGAAGAUGGCGAAUCCGCCCUGGCAUCGGUAUCGCCCCAAACGGCCCUGCUGUACGGCAGCAAAGACCAACGGGGUCACUAUCUAGCACUGCCAACAGUUGAAGACCAAACGAAUACUAACAGUCCACCGAAUAGUGCUACUAGCAAUGGCAGUAACCUGAAUGCAUCCAGCAAACCGACCAACGGCAACAGUGGCAGCGGCAAACACUUAACCGUACCCGGAAAAGCCGCCGGAGAACAUAUGACGCAAAGCCCGAGCAAUGUAUCGAUGCCGCGCAAUACCAGCUCGGGCGAGUUGCAGAACGGCGAGCAUAAAACGAACACACACUUCAUGCGCAAAAUACCACCCGGUGCCGAGGCAAGCAAUAUUCUUGUCGGAGAGGUUGACUUCCUGGACAAGACGCUAUCGGCCUUUCUGCGGCUUAACAGCGCCUCGGUAAUGGGCGAUCUGACGGAGGUACCGGUACCGACCAGGUUCAUCUUUAUCCUGCUCGGACCACCGGGUAGCCAUGGAAGUUUCCACGAGAUUGGGCGCGCAAUGGCAACGCUAAUGUCGGACGAGAUUUUCCACGAAGUUGCCUACCGUGCGAAAAAGCGCGAACAUCUGCUUGCCGGUAUUGACGAAUUUCUGGACGCAGUUACCGUGUUGCCACCGGGGGAAUGGGAUCCAUCCAUUCGGAUAGAACCACCGGCGGCGAUACCUUCGCAGGAAGUCCGCAAACGACCGCCGGAGAAGAACCCCAAGGAAGAAAUCGACGAGGAGCUCGAGGAGCAGCGACAGCGCGAAGAAGCGGGUCUCUCCCGUACGGGCCGUCUAUUUGGUGGGCUUAUCAACGAUCUGAAGCGGAAGGCACCGUUCUAUCUGUCCGACUUUAAGGACGGGCUAUCGAUGCAGUGUGUAGCGUCGUGGAUUUUCCUCUACUUCGCUUGUCUCUCGCCGAUCAUCACGUUCGGUGGUUUGUUGGGGACGGCCACCGGUAAUAAUAUCGCUGCGAUGGAAUCGCUCGUAUCGGGUUUUGUGUGCGGCAUCGGGUAUGGGUUCUUUUCCGGCCAACCGCUCACCAUACUCGGUUCGACCGGACCGGUGCUGGUGUUUGAAACGAUCGUGUACGAGUUCUGCAUGAAGGUGGGCUGGGAUUAUCUAACGUUCCGCUUCUGGAUCGGUACCUGGAUCACGAUCAUUCUCUUCCUGCUGGUGGCGGUCGAUGCGAGUGCACUCGUUUGCUACAUUACGCGAUUUACCGAGGAAAACUUUGCCUGCCUGAUCGCCGUCAUCUUCAUCUACAAGGCGAUCGAGAAUGUGUUCCACAUUGGGCAGGAGUAUCCAAUCAAUACGGCUGGUGCGAAGUUUGAUUGCUCGUGUCUACCACCGGUAGGACAGGAGCUCACUGCGGACACAAUCCAUCAGUGGUCACAGUAUGAUCUACGCACGUGCAAGAGCUUCAACGGAACGCUAACCGGAACCGACUGUAACAAACCCGAGUUUGUGUCGGAUGUCUUCCUUAUGUCGAUCGUACUAUUUCUCGGCACGUACAUCAUAUCGGUGAUCCUGAAGGACUUCAAGAAUGCUCUGUUCUUCCCGUCGGUCGUGCGUCAAUUCAUUAGCGAUUUCUCGGUCACGAUUGCAAUCUUCUCGAUGACGCUGCUCGAUUUCUUCACCCACAUCGCGACACCGAAGCUGGAUGUGCCGAGCGAGUUUAAGCGCACGAUCCCGGACCGGGGCUGGAUCAUUAUGCCAUUCCACGAGAACAAUCCGGGCUGGUCGGCGGCACUCGCGAUCCUGCCCGCCCUGCUCGGUACCAUACUGAUAUUCAUGGAUCAACAAAUAACGGCUGUGAUAAUCAAUAGGAAGGAACACAAACUUACCAAGGGUUGUGGCUACCACCUGGAUCUGUUCGUGCUGUCCUGCUUGAUACAGAUCUGCACCAUCAUGGGUCUACCUUGGUUCGUUGCUGCCACCGUGCUCAGUAUUAAUCAUGUCAAUUCCCUGAAGAAAGAAUCCGAAACGGCUGCUCCGGGCGAGAAGCCACAGUUUAUCGGUGUACGUGAGCAGCGCGUUACCCACAUACUGAUCUUUCUGAUGAUCGGGUGUUCCGUGCUGUUGACACCGUUACUAUCUCACAUUCCGAUGCCGGUACUGUACGGCGUAUUUCUGUACAUGGGUGUUUCCGCCCUCAAGGGACUGCAGUUCUUCGAUCGCUUGCUGAUCAUGCUGAUGCCUGCCAAGUAUCAACCGGACUAUAUGUUCUUGCGACAGGUUCCCAUUCGGCGCGUCCAUCUGUUCACCAUCAUACAGCUGGCCUGCUUUGCCGUGCUGUGGUUAAUUAAAUCGUUCUCCAUCACUUCCAUUCUCUUCCCACUGAUGUUGGUGGUAAUGAUCGGGGUGCGGAAAUCGCUGGACUACUUCUUUACCAAGCGCGAACUGAAGAUCCUGGAUGACAUUAUGCCGGAGAUGACGAAACGUGCCCGGGCGGACGAUCUUCAUCAGCUCGAGGACGGCGAGGACUCUGGACAGCAUUCGGCCGACAAUCUGCAGCUGCCGCUGGAGAAUGGUACCGUGAACGAGAAGGGCAAGAUAAACAUAUCGGAGGAAGUAAAUCGUACCACCAUCUGGAAGCAGGUGAACAAUUGUAAUGUGCUCUUCACGAAAAAACAAACACCGGCGGCGACACAGAAACAUUUGCAACAGCUAUCAAAAUCGAGUGAAACGGAGAAAAGACUGUCCACCAUGCGUGAGGAAGACGAGGUUGCUGAUGAGACAGGUCGUCAAUUAAGUCAGCAGAAGAAGACACAGAAAAUGAAGCGAGAGUUUUGGAUGAAUUCCCGCACCGGCAGCAGUAACGGUCGUGCCAAUAGCAAUAGCAGCAGUGCCGGAAGCAAAAUCGUUGGCACCGACAGUCCUGCGAUGAGCCGCGGAAGCAACAGCGCUUCCGAAACGCAGGUGUAAACACAGGAUGGACGUUUUAUCACGGUUUAGUACAGUAGUUGUGUUUGGUAGGAGCGAACUUAGUGCAAUGGAAGCGUUACGGUAACGUGGUGUAACGUGGUGGCCCAGCGAUCCUUUACAGAUCGAGUAGAAUAUUUGAAUCAGGAAUGUGUGAAGUCUGUAGAGAGAGAGAGAGGGAGAGAAAGAGAGAGUGUAUCGAUUGUUCCUGCCACAGAAUCAGCUCCCUUUCAUAGGAUAAUGUCGACUAGGUGAAUUUACCCAAAAUAUACCCCCCUUAUUGGAAGGAUGAACUUUUUGAACAAAACAUUUAUACCCCAAAAAAAAAGACUAGAGAGAAAUAAGAGAGGGAGAGACAGAGAGCGAGAGAACCGAAAAGCAGUCAAUCAAUCCGCAUUGUGAAUGGAUUAGCAUUUUUUUCUAGUACAUAAGAAUCUGUUGCGAGAAAAUGUUGGACAUGUUGGAACCUUUUUUUUCUCACGGCAACACACCCGCUUUUUUAACUCCCCCCACGUUGUAGGACAAAUUACAAACUACGUAAAAAAUAAUUCCACUGGAUUAAACAAUAUAUUACACUGAUAAUAAAUCGCAACAUUUCUAUUAAGGUUA
Molecule: messenger RNA, 4583 nt
Organism: Anopheles funestus (African malaria mosquito)
Lineage: Eukaryota; Metazoa; Arthropoda; Insecta; Diptera; Culicidae
Gene: Ndae1
Product: electrogenic sodium bicarbonate cotransporter 1
Exons: 15
Coding region: 93-3977 (1294 amino acids)
Biological process (GO): monoatomic anion transport; transmembrane transport; regulation of intracellular pH
Cellular component (GO): plasma membrane
Molecular function (GO): monoatomic anion transmembrane transporter activity; solute:inorganic anion antiporter activity; sodium:bicarbonate symporter activity
Source: RefSeq, a predicted model, not a curated record